Molecule: messenger RNA, 1761 nt
Organism: Phyllopteryx taeniolatus (common seadragon)
Lineage: Eukaryota; Metazoa; Chordata; Actinopteri; Syngnathiformes; Syngnathidae
Gene: tex261
Product: testis expressed 261
Exons: 6
Coding region: 140-730 (196 amino acids)
Biological process (GO): endoplasmic reticulum to Golgi vesicle-mediated transport
Cellular component (GO): COPII-coated ER to Golgi transport vesicle; endoplasmic reticulum membrane; Golgi membrane
Molecular function (GO): COPII receptor activity
Source: RefSeq, a predicted model, not a curated record
CUUCAAGGUUCUCCCUUGCUUGCGCUCGAGGGAAACCUUUGACCGGAACUGCGUUCCCUGUUAGCAUUGCUAACUUAGCAGCUAACUGGCUAUUCGUUGGCGUGCUUCCUUUUUCACGCGUCCUUUCUCAUGCUGAGAGAUGUGGUUUAUUUAUUUGCUGAGCUGGCUGUCACUGUUGAUCCAGGUGUCCUUCGUCACGCUAGCUAUAGCUGCUGGUCUGUACUACUUGGCAGAACUAAUAGAAGAGUUCACGGUGGCCACCAGUCGAAUAAUAAAGUACAUGAUCCUGUUUUCGACAGGCGUGCUGGCAGGUCUGUACGUCUUUGAAAGCUUCCCAGCAUUGAUGGUGGCAGUGGGACUCUUCACCAAUCUGGUCUACUUUGGCCUGCUGCAGACAUUUCCGUACAUCCUGCUGAGCUCACCCAACUUCGUCCUCUCCUGCGUGUUGGUUGUGGUCAACCACUACAUGGCCUUCCAGUUCUUUGCACAGGAGUAUUAUCCUUUCUCAGAGGUGCUGGCAUAUUUCACCAUCUGCCUGUGGGUGAUCCCCUUUUCCUUUUUCGUGUCGCUGUCGGCGGGCGAAAACGUGCUUCCGUCCACCGUGCAGCAAGGUGAUGACGUGGUGUCCAAUUACUUCACCAAGGGCAAGCGGGGGAAGCGCUCUGGGAUCCUCCUGGUGUUCUCCUUCCUCAAGGAGGCUGUGCUCCCCAGCCGGCAGAAAAUGUACUGAGGGACUGGACUCCGGGGGGGGUCGGGGGGGCAGGACUGUGGGAAUCGUGUGUAUGUGUUUGGAAUUCCAAUGUAAUUGUGGCUCAAGGGGGAAAGAGGUUGGACUGCUGGGCGAGCCUCUCGACUGCAUUGGACUGUCUCGUUAAGGUGUUGAAAAGCCUAUUUUUGCGGUUUUGCAAGACACACCCAGAAAGCUUGUGCUAGGUUGCCUGGAUCAGUCAUGUUGCCGUUCUCCAGGCAGUUUGGAAGCGGAAUAUUUCCGAGACCUCGGGAGUACGGCAAUUUCGGAAUGAGCUUUCGAGACGUGUAGCGGCUUAGAAAACAGUCGACGAAAGCGCUCGGCGAAGGCGAAUGAAUGAAAGCCACCCGUCAUCACGUCAACCGGACUGUUUUGGAUGAAGAUAUUUUUCCACCUUGAUUCCAGCAUCAAACGCGCGUGGAGCCCGACCUCAAUCGGAAACGUUUGUGAGCGACGCGGUUCAGUCGCUUUCCCCCAAAUCCCACAAAAUGCGGCCGCAAAUGACCCAAACCGAUUGGAGUAAAAUCAUUCUUGACUGCACUGCGCAAGAGCCCGAGUUUGACUUCUUUUACUGUUGGACGUUUCUUUGUAUUGGUCCAUUUUGAUUCCAAAUUUUGUAUUUUUCAUUUGCAGAGGUGACUUGACUCGAGUCAGACUUACUGCAAGUCGCCAUUUUUUUUUUUGCUUAGCUCUAACUUAUGGAGGACUUCGCUCGGUAUUCAUGAGGCUUGACCUGACUCAAACUACACGAGUGCCCUUUUACAAUUCAACAAUAAGGAAAAGAAAAAACAGUUCCGAGGCAAAAGCCACUGCUGACGAAAAACAACAUAAAGGCUCAUCUUACUUUUGCGGGGGGGGGGGGGGGGGGGAACAACAAACAAACCACCUGAAUGAUUCCCAAUACGUCUGGGAGAAUAUUCCCAGACGAAAGUGAGAGACGAAAGUUGAACUUGUGUCUUGUGACAUCUGGCGUAAAUGUAACAACAUUUCAAAUAAACAUCAUCCUACCAUCA